This is a messenger RNA of Nannospalax galili (Upper Galilee mountains blind mole rat), 1841 nucleotides long. RefSeq names its product NK2 homeobox 3 (gene Nkx2-3). Lineage: Eukaryota; Metazoa; Chordata; Mammalia; Rodentia; Spalacidae. Gene Ontology annotation, molecular function: RNA polymerase II cis-regulatory region sequence-specific DNA binding; DNA-binding transcription factor activity, RNA polymerase II-specific. Bases 1 to 1077 code for a protein of 358 amino acids. The record is from RefSeq and is a predicted model, not a curated record. Gene Ontology annotation, cellular component: nucleus. The transcript has 2 exons. Gene Ontology annotation, biological process: regulation of transcription by RNA polymerase II; cell differentiation.
AUGAUGUUACCAAGCCCGGUCACCUCCACCCCUUUCUCAGUCAAAGACAUUUUGAAUCUGGAGCAGCAGCACUUCCACGGAGCUCACUUGCAGGCGGAUUUGGAACACUUCCACCCGGCGCCCUGUAUGCUGGCCGCAGCUGAGGGGACACAAUUUUCUGAUGCAGGGGAGGAGGACGAAGAAGAAGAGGGAGAGAAACUGUCUUAUUUGAACUCACUAGCUGCUGCGGAUGGCCACGGAGAUUCAGGUCUCUGUCCCCAGAGCUAUGCCCAUACAGUCCUUCGAGACUCCUGCAGCGGGCCCAAAGAACAGGAGGAGGAGGUCGUGAGGGACCGGAGCCAAAAAAGCUGCCAGCUGAAGAAGUCUCUGGAGGCGGCGGAAGACUGCAAGGUGACUGAGGACAGCGAGAGGCCCAAGCCACGCAGCCGCCGGAAGCCCCGAGUCCUCUUCUCGCAAGCCCAGGUCUUCGAGCUGGAACGCAGGUUCAAGCAGCAGCGGUACCUGUCGGCGCCGGAGCGCGAGCAUCUCGCCAGCAGCCUGAAGCUCACGUCCACGCAGGUGAAAAUCUGGUUCCAGAAUCGCAGGUACAAGUGCAAGAGACAGCGGCAGGACAAGUCUCUGGAGCUGGGGACGCAUGCCCCGCCGCCGCCGCCGCGCCGCGUGGCAGUCCCGGUGCUGGUGCGGGAUGGCAAACCGUGCGUGACGCCCAGCGCGCAGGCCUACGGCGCGCCCUACGGCGCCGGUGCCUAUUCCUACAACAGCUUCCCCGCCUACGGCUAUGGGAACUCGCCCGCCGCCGCCGCAGCCGCGGCCGCAGCCGCCGCAGCGGCCGCGGCCUACAGUGGCGGCUACGGCUGCGCGUACCCUACGGGCGGCGGCGGCGGCAGCGGCGGCGGGGCCUCUGCCGCAGCCACUGCCAUGCAGCCCGCCUGCAGCGCGACCGGAGGCGGAUCCUUUGUGAACGUGAGCAAUCUUGGAGGCUUUGGAGGCGGCGGCGGCGCACAGCCCUUGCACCAAGGUGCAGCAGCCGGGGCCGCGUGUGCACAGGGCACCUUGCAGGGCAUCCGGGCCUGGUGAGGACAGGGAGGGUCACGCGGCGGGCGUCCUACCGCAGCUUGGCGCCGCAGGAAUGAAGCGCGAGAAGGGCCAGACCCGAGGGCCAGGUCCCCUCGUUAAAAUAAAAUACACAAGCAUCGCAUCCCAGGGCGCAGGGGCGCUGCACACUCUAGGCCUGGGGGAUGGGGCUCAGGAGAGAGAAGGAUGCUCGGGUCCAAUCGCCCAGACUGUCUGAGACAGAAACACAGCUGGGCGCCAGGGAGGAGGAUGGCCUCCCACCUUAGCGCGGAGAGGAGCGGGAGGCUGGGACUCUGGCUGUCUAGUCCUCUCCCAAGGGCUUCUCUCCUUCGGCCUUCCCGUGGCCUCCGCGAAGCGUUGGCGGGGAACCUGGACCAAAAAAGAAAGAAAGAAAAAGAGAAAAGAGCAUGAAGAAGAGAGAAAUUGGGGUAGUGGCUUGGGAAAUUCUACCGAUCCGCUGUCCCCCCUUUGCCAACCCGGAGCGCCACACCACAAUUUCCAUUUUCCAACCGCCUCCCCAAGGCGAAAGACUCAGCCGGGAUCUCUGGAGGGUCAGAGGCCUGGAGACUCCGAGGACAACCAGCGCAGGGAGAUCAGAAGUUGGGGGAGGUAGGGAGCCCAGCAAAUCCAAGACCUGGUGGCCCUGCUUAGGUGUCUCCAGGUGCCCUUUCUGUUUUGUAUUCUGUAUUCAGCACACAUUAUCUCUCUAUAUAACUGUAUCCACGCGCCGUGUACACACCCGCUGUCUUACACUACAGGAGUCAAUA